Scleropages formosus (Asian bonytongue) is the source of this 2290-nucleotide messenger RNA. It is a transcript of the gene serinc2, whose product is annotated as serine incorporator 2. The transcript has 10 exons. Bases 110 to 1477 code for a protein of 455 amino acids. The record is from RefSeq and is a predicted model, not a curated record. Gene Ontology annotation, cellular component: membrane. NCBI's taxonomy places the organism in Eukaryota, Metazoa, Chordata, Actinopteri, Osteoglossiformes, Osteoglossidae.
UAGCCGAAGUUGGAGCUCGCGCUGCUGUUCCUGGGUGGCGCUGCGUCUCCGCGCUCUUUAAAGUGAUUCUUUUACUGUAAAAGCGAUUAUUUAAGCUCAGAGGAGGAAAAUGGGGGCCUGUAUGGCGCUCUGUUCGCUGGCCAGCUGUGCCUCCUGUCUGUGUGGCUCCGCCCCCUGCCUUCUGUCCGGAUGCUGCCCCAGCACCAACAACUCGACAGUGACGCGCCUUGUCUUCGCCUUCUUCCAGCUGCUGGGCACCCUGGUGUCCAUCAUUAUGAUCCUUCCUGGAAUGGAGUCCCAGCUGAAAAAGAUUCCGGGCUUCUGUGUAGGCGGCACCUCCAUAUGGGGCAUCGAGAACAAGGUGAACUGUGACAUCAUUGUGGGCUACAAGUCUGUAUAUCGCAUGUGCUUCGCCAUGGCCUGCUUCUUCUUCCUCUUCUCGAUCCUCAUGAUCCGCGUUCGCAGCAGCAAGGACCCCCGGGCAGCACUCCAGAACGGCUUCUGGUUCUUCAAGUUCCUCAUCCUGGUGGGAAUAACAGUGGGAGCGUUCUUCAUCCCUGAUGGGACUUUCAACACAGUGUGGUACUAUUUUGGCAUGGUGGGCUCCUUCAUCUUCAUCGUCAUCCAGCUCAUUCUCCUGGUGGACUUUGCGCACACGUGGAACCAGACUUGGCUGCAGAAGGCAGAGGAUGGCAGUCGGAAGUGCUGGUAUGCAGCCCUCCUGUUCUUCACCAUCCUGCUCUACGCUCUGUCCUUCGCUGCCAUGGUACUGUUCUAUGUGUUCUACACGCAGCCUGACGACUGCACUGAGCACAAGGUCUUCAUCAGCCUGAACCUCAUCUUCUGCAUCAUUGUGUCUGUUGUGGCCAUCCUGCCCAAAGUGCAGGAAGCCCAGCCAUACUCUGGACUCCUCCAGGCCUCACUCAUCAGCCUCUACACCAUGUACGUCACGUGGUCCGCCAUGACCAACAACCCCGACAGAAGGUGCAACCCCAGCCUGCUGAGCAUGGUUUCCAACUCCAGCAGCCCAGCACCCACCAGCACUCCAGGACAAGUGCAGUGGUGGGAUGCGCAAGGCAUUGUGGGACUGGUCAUCUUCAUCCUCUGUACUCUGUAUGCCAGCAUCCGCUCCUCGAACAACAGCCAGGUGAACAAGCUGAUGCAGACUGAGGAGGGCACGCAGUUGGCGGCAGACGUAGAGGCCGUACCCGGGGAAGAUGGCGUGAGACGAGCGGUGGACAAUGAGGAGGACGGCGUCACCUACAGCUACUCCUUCUUCCACUUCUGCCUCUUUCUGGCCUCCCUCUACAUCAUGAUGACACUGACCAACUGGUACCAACCCAGUACCUCUUACGAGGCCAUGCUGAGCACCAUGCCUGCUGUCUGGGUGAAGAUCUGCUCCAGCUGGCUGGGCUUGGCGCUCUACCUGUGGACCCUGGUGGCGCCGCUCAUCCUCACCGACCGAGACUUCAGCUGAGCGCUGGGUGGCCAGACACGGUGCCAUGGGACGGUCCGCAUGGUUGGAGAUGUGACACGGAACACGGCACUGCUGAUCACUUCACAACGUCCAGCAUUUCCUUUCCCUACUCAACACUAACUUUUUUUUACCUGAGCUAGAUGCUCUCGCUGAAGUGAGUUUCUUCAGAUUUCUGCAGUUCAUCCGUUUCUGGUGGACUUUGUUCCCCAGACACACCCAGCUAAUCAAACUUUGUGGGUUAAAUUAGAAUUUCAGCUUUGUACUUUUUUCUUACUAUGAGAAGUUGGGAAAAUUCUUUUGCACAGAGAAGUCGAUAGUUUGAGCUUCCUUAUGUAUGAGCACUGCUGUGGUGUUUCUGCAGUGAAAUGCAGCCAGAGUGCACUGUGCUCCCCCUUGGCUGUGCCCAUCUCAGGCCUGUGCUUGUCACACUCUUGUUCUCACUUCGCGUGCACUAAUCAAUAUAGUCAUGACAGUGUGAAGGCGCAGCCAGGCUGCGCAGCAUGUUCUGUGACCAUCGACUCGCCAUGAGCAGAAGGAAGCUGUCACUCACUGUGACACGACGAUCAUGUAGGAAUGGAGGGGCACGGUGUCACGGGGGAAGCCGAUGUAAAUCGGAGAAGUUUUAGUUCAGAAAUGAUUUUCAAAGAAAGAGCCUAUCUAAUAAUCGUUCGCUACGUGUGCCGUCUUAUACUCUUGUAAAAGUAAUGGUAUCCAUGUACUUUCAAUCAUUUUCUGAUUGUACUUUUAUAUCUUCAAAAUUGAUGGAAGUCUGCUUUUUAAUCCAAUAAAGAAAUGAUGGUUAUGUGUUCAGUA